Molecule: messenger RNA, 6588 nt
Organism: Aegilops tauschii subsp. strangulata
Lineage: Eukaryota; Viridiplantae; Streptophyta; Magnoliopsida; Poales; Poaceae
Product: autophagy-related protein 2-like
Biological process (GO): autophagy of peroxisome; piecemeal microautophagy of the nucleus; autophagy of mitochondrion
Cellular component (GO): phagophore assembly site; phagophore
Molecular function (GO): protein-membrane adaptor activity; phosphatidylinositol-3-phosphate binding
Source: RefSeq, a predicted model, not a curated record
CGGCCACGGUUCCGUCUCCACCGUCCAGCGCAGAGUCCUUCGUCGCCCCGGGUGCUCUCUGAAACGAACUUCCUCGCCCGAGUACACCCCGGAUGCUCCAGCCCGACCCGACGCGGCUCUAAAAUCUGUCUCUACCACCGCCUUUCCGUUCCCGUUCCCGUUGCCGUCCCACCUCAUCGCGACGACGAGUACCUGGCUACUUCGUCCGCCGCCGCCGCGGAGCCGGGAGGCGAGGGUCGAGGCCGAUGUGGGGGCUGUCGGCGGGGACGCUGCUGAAGCCGGUGUGCAGGUGGCUCCUGAAGCGGCUCGGGGACCUCACCCUGGGCGACCUCGACCUCGACCAGUUGGACCUCCAGCUCACCCGCGGCACCCUCCAACUCUCCGACCUCGCGCUCAACGCCGACUUCAUCAACGCCAAGUUAUCAGGAUCUCCUAUCACAGUUAAAGAAGGAUCUAUAAAAUCCCUGCUAGUUAAAUUACCUUUACAGUUAAGGAGUUGGAAGAUUGAGAUCAUAGUGGAAGGGUUGGAGUUUGUACUUGCACCAUCUGUUGCUAGUGAAGCCCCACCUGUAGAUACUGAGUGCUCUGUUUCUGGUGGUAAUACUGAUACAGAGGUGAGAUCGGCUGAGACCAAGAGGAAUGAACCUGAUAGUAAUCCCUGCUCUACUUCUGCAUCUCGAGAUGUGGAUGAUGGUGUGAAGAGAAUAGCCAACGCCAUCAAGCAGUUUCUUACAAGAUUUAAUAUCAAGUUGAAAAAUACAUAUGUAGUAUUUGAUCCUCAAAGCAUUUUGGAUAAAAGGGCCUUGGAAUUUAAUCGGUCGCUAGUUUUCCGAACUAAAGAGAUACAGUGUGGAACUAAUCUUUCAACAGACGGUCCGGUCAAAUUGAAUAACUUGGUAACAUUCCAAGAGGCGGUCAUUGAGUUUUUGAAGAUGGAUGAUGUUGAUGCAAAUCUUCAGAACGAUCUGGAUAGAGGAACAGCUGACAUUUCAUCAUAUCAUAGUACUACUGCGGUCUUGACAGGUCCCAUUGGUGGAUUCUCAGGAACAUUGAACUUAAGCAUCCCAUGGAAUAGUGGAUGCUUAAACUUUCAAAAAGUUGAUGCAGACAUAUCUGUUGAUUCAUUAGAAUUGCAGUUACAGAUGAGCAGUAUCCAAUGGUUCAUGGAUGUAUAUGAUUCUCUUUGUAGGAACUCGGCAGAUGAACAUAAUUGUGUACAUAGUACUGCAGAUAUGUCUAUGAACGCCUCCAGAGCUUCCUUAUGUGCAUCCACAUCAAGCUCUUCGAAAUCAGGUUCAGCCUCUGCGAUAGCUAGCGGGGAAGGUUUGUCACAGAGAGCAUUUUCUCGAAGCAGGCAAGACAAUUUUCAGGAUGGUUUCCUCAACAAGGCACAUGUGAUUCAAGACUGGGUUCCGGAUCUUGUUGUCCACAGUGACCAAGGUGAAUUUGAUUCAGAUUGUGACGAAAGCAUCAGUCAGUUCUUUGAAUGCUUUGAGGAACUGAGGAGCUCUCAUACUAAUUUAGGGAAUAGUGGCAUAUGGGACUGGACGUGUUCGGUAUUCAACGCAAUUACUUUUGCAUCCGCAUUAGCUUCUGGAUUCGAUCAAGUCCCUAAAGAAACACUGAUUGAGAAAACCUUACGGGCUUCCAUUGCUCAGAUAGGCAUUAUUCUUUUGUUCAGUGAUGAAAUGGAUACUGGCAGUUCCAGUAUUCCUCUGAGUCUCGUCAAAGAUAUGAGAAGUUCGGAAAUGUUUUCAAGCUGCCUUUCUCCUGCUCAUUUUGAGCGAUCGAUGAUAUCUCCUGCUACUGCUUCCAGUUUAAGUAUGCAUCAUCUUGAAUACAAGUGUCAUAACAUCCAUCUUGACCUUGAGACAUAUCCGAAAAACUUGAGGUUGAGAGCAUCGAUUGGCCACAUGAGGGUCGAUGAAUACUACAGAACUGAAAAGCAUGAUUCAGAUCACACACCCGUUAGUGCUCCUUUCUUAAAUAGUGAUUAUUGUCAUGAAGUUCAAGCUGCUCUCCCUUCAUUCCUGUUUGCUGCUCAAGAUUACUGGGUAGAGUCAUCUGGAUACUCUUCAAACAAUUCAAGUAAUAAAGUAGCUAAGGUUGAAUUGCUUAAAACAUUUGGUGAUUCCACAUUCCAUUAUGAUGUUAGUAGCACAGAUCGAGGUGGCAACUCAGUAAGUUCAACUUCACUGUCAAUCUGUUUGGCUCCACUAGUUUGGUGGGUGCAUUUCCAUACAGUACACAUGCUACUGAAUUUUAUCAGUAAAAUUGAGUCUGAUGUGGUGCGCGGAGAGCAUAAACUCGAUAUGCGUGGUGAUACAGAAAACAGUAAGUUGACUACCAAAACUAAUAUUUCACCAAGUGGGAGUCUAAAGGUUCAGAUGGCUCUCUCACCUUCAAGAAUCAUCAUUUGCUUUCCUACUGAGUCCCCAUGGGAUUUAAGCCGCCCAUCCAUCCUGGAUACAUUCCUUGUCAUUGACCGCACAACAUCUCUGGACUCAGGGGAAGCUUCGUCUCCAUUCCGAAAGGAAAGGCCUAAUGAUGCUCAUUCCGGCAUACCAUCUACCUCACUCCAUUUGGCUGCUGGGAACUUCGACAUCUAUUUGCUUAGACCGAUGAGCUAUGAAUUGGAUGACAGAAGCCAUUCUUUGAGUAGGCAAACUUUUUUUGCUCUGAAGAUUAUCUCAGUCACUAGUUACAACUGUGGCGACUCUAGUAUUACAAUGAUCUGGAGAAAAUACCCUGUAACUGGCCCUGAGAUGGUUAGUAAAGCUUGGAGUUUGCCAAACCUUCAUGACCAAAAGAUUACUCAGGGAGAAAGGGGCAAUUUUGUUGGUGUUUCCUCUUAUACAACCUCACAGGAUCUCGAGAAGUCGAGUUAUAGUAUACGCCAGGAGCUCCUUCAGAGCACUGAGUGCUUUCUGCAUAUUAAACUUUCUUCAGUUUCAGUUCAUCUCAAUAAGAAGGAUUGUGGAUUACUGAAUCAGCUACUAGAUUGCAUUCUCAGCGGGCUGUCUGAUGGUGCAACGAGCAGCUCUGAAAGUGGAAGGGACAAAUCUAUGCCUAUCAAUGAUGUCGCCAUCCAGUCAGCUAUCACUUUUGAAUGCAGCUUUUUGGAUAUUUGUACUGAAUUAAAUGAAACUGUGGUAGUUGGUCCUUUGCUGCAGACAGAACUAGAAGGUUCCUGGAAUUGUUUUAAGCUGUCCAUUUCAAAAAUUUCCCUGUGCUCCUUUUCUAAUGUAGGCGGAAUCAAUAAUGCCAGUUUUCUUUGGGUGAACCAUGGUGAAGGUGAGCUUUGGGGUUCUAUUACUGGUACAAAUGAUAAAGCCUAUGCCGAAAGCAAAGUUUUUCUCCUAGUUGUCUGUAAGGACUCUGCUAACAUGCGAGGUGAUGGCGAAGGAAACAAUGCACUAUCUUUUGGAACUUCUGGCUGUUCUGUGACCCACAUCAGGAACCCAAAUCUACAAGAGAACUAUACUUCUGUCAAUUUUCGUUCUGGGACAAUUGUGGCACCUGGUGGACGCAUGGAUUGGAUCACUGCAAUGUGCCUGCUGUUUAAUGCAGGUUCACACGAAACUGAACAGUCCAAUAACAGCAGAACAGAGGAUAAUUCAUGUCCUGGUGACCGGUCAUCUUUUUUUCUUGAGUUGGUUGAUGUUGCUGUGAGCUAUGAAUCUCAUGUAAAAAAUUCCACCUUCAGCGCUGAAGCUCCUGAUUGCAAGUCUUUUUCAUGCAUUUUAGCUGCAUCAUCAUUUAAACUUCACAGUAUAUCUGCACCAGAUUCUGCAGCUACAGAUUUUGAUAUCCAGCUGCGAGAUCUCGGGCUUUUCAUCUGUGAAUCAUUUGGUUCCAAAAAUGCCACUUGCGGUUAUGGUGUUGAUUAUCUUCAUAAAAUGGGUUACACUAAGAUUGCCCGUGACACGUUCAUUGAAGCUGCUCUAAGAAUUGACACUUCCUUUUGGAAGCUUGAAAUGUCAAAUUCACAAUUUGAUAUUGGUACAUGUCGUGAUACAACACAUGGUCUUAUUUGCUUGUGUUCCCAACUCCAGAAGCUAUAUGCUCCAGACAUGCGUGAUGCUUUAGUUCAUCUACAAUCUAGGUGGAAUAGUGUCCAGCAAGCAAACAACCAUAAUAUGGCCAGUGAUGCAUCAGACAAGUCAGAGAGCAGCAUUGACAACUUGGCAUAUUCUGGAGAGUGCUUGUCAGAUGGAUUACUUGAUGAUAUAAUUGAGAAUGCUUUUUACACAGACCAGGACUACAAAGCCUACAAUUUUUCUAGCAGAAAUUGUCACAACUCACCAAGUAGCAACGGAAUGGAUGUUGAGCCUGAGUCGCCCACCCCUGGGGCAACUGACGUCAGUGUUUCACACAUUUUGUUUGGAUCAUCAUUAGCUACUCCAAAAAUCAAUACUACUGAAAUACCAUUGGAACAGGACUCCUGUCAUGAACAAAUUAUUGACUCUUAUUAUAUGCCUGACACAUCAUCGUCAACUCUAUGUAAUGUAGGAUAUCAAUGUAUAUCUGGUGAUGAUGCUUACAAAACCAUGGAGUUUGAAGAUGGUGGAUGGUAUAACAGUAUUCCCUUGACAAUAGUUGAGAGUCAUGUUCCGGAAAGGAACAACCCACAAGGAGGGCAUGUGGCCGGCCAAGAAGGGAAGCCUACUGUUUGCAGCUUGAAUUAUGAGGAAUCUUGUUAUUUGAAAGGAAAGGUUAUAAUUCAUGAUGUAAAUGUCAAUUGGCGAAUGUAUGCUGGAGAUGACUGGUCAUUAGCUCACAAAGAUGUAAAUAACUUCUCAUCCUCAAGUGGAAGGGAUAUGAGCUCUUCCUUAGAAUUUCUUAUCUCGGGGCUUGGUGUACAGUUUGAUAUGUAUCCAGAUGGGGGUGUUUCUGUUUCUAAGCUAUCUAUCUCUGCACGGGACAUAAAUCUUUGUGAUCAAAGGGUGGAUGCUCCAUGGAAAAUGGUUCUUGGCUGCUACGACUCAGAUUACCCAAGAGAAUCUUGUUCUAGUGCAUUCACGUUAGAACUGGAGUCUGUAAAGCCCGAGCCACAGACUCCUUUGGAAGAUUACAGAUUGUGCCUUGAGAUUUUGCCUCUUCAAUUGCAUCUUGAUCAAGGGCAGCUUAAGUUCCUCAUGUGUUUCUUUCAGAAUGACUCUUGUGACAACAGCUCUCAUUUGACUUGCAAAAAUGAUAUUGUUCAUAUAGAGAGCACAACCUAUGGAAGCAAUACAGUUCUGGAUGAGGCAUUACUUCCGUUCUUUCAGAAAUUUGAUGUCAAGCCUAUUGUUCUGCACAUCAACUAUAUCCCUCGUCAGUUUGAUCCUGUUGCACUAGGCAAAGGAAAUUAUGCAGAACUUCUCAACAUCCUUCCGUUGAAGGGAAUCGAUUUGAAGCUUAAACAUGUUUCUGCAAUGGGGGUGUAUGGGUGGAAUAGUAUUUGUGAAACAAUUGGUGCAGAGUGGUUGGAGGACAUAUCUAAAAAUCAGGUCCAUAAAUUGUUAAAAGGGCUUCCUCCUUUAAAAUCAGUCAGUGCCGUUGUUUCAGGCACUAAGAAAUUGAUAUCUUUACCCAUCGAAAGUUACAAGAAAGACCGGAAGUUGGUCAAGGGAAUGCAAAGAGGUGCUGUUGCCUUUAUCAGAAGUGUUUCCAUUGAAGCCGUAGGGCUUGGUGUCCAUUUGGCAGCGGGAGCUCAUGAUAUGCUGCUGAAGGCAGAACAUGCCCUUGCAGCUCUUCCACCACCUUUAGCCGUGUGUGAAGCUAAAAGAAACAAAGAUAACGUAAGGGCAAACCAACCCGAAAAUGCGACACAAGGAAUAAAGCAGGCUUACGAAAGCUUUACUGAUGGACUUAGAAGGACUGCCUCUGCUUUGAUUGGGAACCCUAUUAACGUGUAUAAUCGCGGGGCUGGUGCCGGAUCAGCACUGACUACUGCAAUUUGUGGAGCUCCAGCUGCUGUAGUAGCUCCAGUAUCUGCAACUGCCCGUGCUGUACAUUAUGCACUUCUUGGUAUAAGGAACAGCCUUGAUCCUAGACGCAAGAAAGAAUCUAUGUACAAGUACCUGGGGCCUUCUCAACUGUAGACUUCAUCGACAUUCCGUCGUGUCUCUCCCUGGAAGAAGUGGUCAAGCAGCACCCCUGCUCAAUCUCACCAAACGACGAGCAAACUUGUAUAGGAGAAGUGAAUUCUGCACAGCUAGGAAUCGUACCCUUGAGAACCAGCAUCAUUUUCCUUGUUCUUGAUGGAGAUUAUAGAGGUGUACAUUUUGUAGGAAAGAUUAGAUCAUAUACGGCGUAAGCCUUGUACAGUCUGUAAAGUUAGCACACCCCACAGCUGUAAUUCAUGGCGCCUUUUCCACCCCUGGUGCAAGUUUUGUAAACUCCUUGCUUAGGCAAUCACCAGAGAGAGGAGAUAAACUCUUCCGCCUCCAUUUCGAUUGUACAUAGUUUGGCUCUUCCUUAGUUGUGCGGAUGUAAAUAUGUCUCUUCUGUUUUUGACACUUUUGUAAAUAUCUCUUCUGUUUCUGUUGGGGCUAUGGUUUUCGGCUUGCUAAAGCAGUGAUAAUAAGUUGCCUUGCCUCUUAA